CCGGUCCGUGCCUGUCUGCGGGAGAGAAGAUGGCGGCGGUCGGUGAAGCUGUGCGGCUGGAGAGAGAUAUCUCAAGAGCCAUUGAAUUGCUGGAGAAAUUGCAGAGGAGCGGGGAAGUGCCCCCACAUAAACUACAUGCUUUGCAAAGAGUCCUUCAGAGCGAUUUCUGCAAUGCUGUCAGAGAGGUUUAUGAGCAUGUUUAUGAAACGGUGGAUAUCAGUAGCAGCCCAGAAGUGCGAGCAAAUGCGACUGCCAAGGCCACCGUAGCUGCGUUUGCUGCCAGUGAAGGACAUUCCCAUCCCAGGGUUGUGGAACUUCCCAAAACUGAAGAAGGUCUUGGAUUCAAUAUAAUGGGUGGGAAAGAGCAGAAUUCACCCAUCUAUAUUUCUCGUAUUAUCCCUGGUGGGAUAGCAGAUCGACACGGAGGACUUAAGCGUGGUGACCAGUUGCUCUCUGUUAAUGGCGUGAGCGUAGAAGGGGAGCAGCAUGAGAAAGCUGUGGAACUUCUGAAAGCAGCUCAGGGUAAAGUGAAGCUGGUGGUACGGUACACUCCUCGAGUCCUGGAAGAGAUGGAAUCCCGCUUUGAAAAAAUGAGGUCGGCGAAACGUAGGCAACAGAACUAGAAGAACAGAUUUGUACACACUAAACACGAACUUUGAUGUCCACCCUACAAUACAUUUGGGUUCACCUGUGAACAAGCAGCACCGUGCUCAAUUUAGAUCCCUACUGCUCAACGUCGCCACUUGAACCAUUGCAUAGACAUCAUCUCUAGGGUUUGGAGUUGGCACAACAAUACCAUAGAGGUCUUUCUGAUAUGAGUGUUAAAACGUUUACAGGGCACUUUUUACAUACCCUCAUUUUUUAAUCUAGAGAGAAAUAAACUCAAUUUUAAUACAGUUAUGUAA
Messenger RNA from Pelobates fuscus (common spadefoot toad), 905 nucleotides. RefSeq names its product lin-7 homolog C, crumbs cell polarity complex component (gene LIN7C). Gene Ontology annotation, molecular function: L27 domain binding. The record is from RefSeq and is a predicted model, not a curated record. Gene Ontology annotation, biological process: maintenance of epithelial cell apical/basal polarity; protein localization to basolateral plasma membrane; neurotransmitter secretion. Gene Ontology annotation, cellular component: basolateral plasma membrane; cell-cell junction; MPP7-DLG1-LIN7 complex. The transcript is spliced from 5 exons. NCBI's taxonomy places the organism in Eukaryota, Metazoa, Chordata, Amphibia, Anura, Pelobatidae. Bases 30 to 623 code for a protein of 197 amino acids.